ACCAAUUUAACUGCGCACACCUCGAAGGCCGCGGCUGCCCUUCGAUGUGCCUGUCUUAAAAUAUUUUUGGUGUCCUCGCUGUUGCCGGAUACGUCUCAGCUUUUGUGUACAAUCCGUUCAUAAUCGCCUUAUUGUGUUUUACUUUCCCAGCCGCCCCAGUCUAGGGGCACGGCUAAAAGAUAACGUUGAGUAAGGUCGGACCGGAGCAAUGAAUUUGGAGUUACUCGAAUCCUUUGGACAGAACUACCCAGAGGAAGCAGAUGGAACGUUGGAUUGCAUUAGCAUGGCCCUCACCUGCACCUUUAAUAGGUGGGGCACGCUUCUCGCCGUGGGUUGUAACGAUGGCCGUAUUGUUAUAUGGGACUUCUUAACGCGGGGCAUUGCCAAGAUCUUAAGUGCUCAUAUACACCCUGUGUGCUCUCUAUGCUGGAGCAGAGAUGGUCAUAAGCUUGUGAGUGCCUCUACCGAUAACAUCGUAUCUUUGUGGGAUGUCUUGUCUGGAGAUUGUGAUCAGAGGUUUAGGUUUCCUUCCCCCAUACUUAAAGUUCAGUUUCAUCCCCGUGAUCAGGAUAAAGUUCUAGUGUGUCCCAUGAAAUCUGCCCCUGUUAUGCUAACACUGUCAGACUCCAGCCAUGUUGUCCUACCUGUGGAUGAUGAUUCUGAUCUUAACGUAGUAGCAUCUUUUGACCGUAGAGGAGAAUACAUCUAUACAGGAAAUGCCAAAGGGAAGAUUUUAGUGUUGAAAACAAAAACCCAGGAUCUGGUGGCAUCUUUCCGUGUUACAACUGGGACCAGCAACACAACUGCUAUUAAAUCCAUAGAGUUUGCGAGGAAGGGCAGCUGUUUCUUGAUAAAUACAGCAGACAGAAUAAUUCGAGUGUAUGAUGGACGGGAAAUACUUACCUGUGGAAGAGACGGGGAGCCAGAGCCUAUGCAAAAACUUCAAGAUUUAGUUAACAGAACUCCUUGGAAGAAAUGCUGCUUCUCUGGAGAUGGAGAGUAUAUCGUAGCAGGCUCUGCCCGGCAACAUGCUCUGUACAUUUGGGAAAAGAGCAUUGGAAAUCUGGUGAAAAUCCUGCAUGGAACCCGUGGUGAACUACUGCUAGAUGUUGCUUGGCAUCCUGUUCGACCAAUAAUUGCAUCUAUUUCCAGUGGAGUGGUUUCUAUAUGGGCUCAAAAUCAAGUAGAAAACUGGAGUGCAUUUGCUCCUGACUUCAAGGAGCUAGAUGAAAAUGUGGAGUAUGAGGAACGUGAAUCAGAGUUUGAUAUAGAAGAUGAAGAUAAGAGUGAACCUGAACAAACAGGAGGAGAUGCUGCUGAGGACGAGGAGGUAGAUGUGACCAGCGUUGACCGUAUUGCUGCUUUCUGCAGCAGUGACGAGGAACUGGAAGAUGCUAAAGCACUGCUUUAUCUUCCUAUUGCACCCGAGGUAGAAGACCCUGAGGAAAACCCUUAUGGGCCUCCCCCAGACACUGCUCAAAUUUCACUGGGUGAAGAUGGAGCUGGAACAGAAAAGAAGCGCCAGGCUUCGUCAGAUGGAGGUCAGCCACCAAAAAAGAAGCCAAAAACCACAGUGGUUGAAUUGCAAGGAGUGCCUAAUGAUGAAGUUCAUCCUCUAUUGGGAGUGAAGGGGGACAGUAAAUCCAAGAAGAAGCAGUCAGGACGGCCUAAAGGAGCUAAAGGUAAAGAGAAAGACUCUCAAUUUAAUCCGAAAACCUGCAAGGGUGACAGGGGCAUGUCUCUGGAGGCUGCAAUGAAAGGCAAAGCUCAGAAUGAGCUGCCACAAGUACUGACAGGUGGUGGUGCCAUUUCUGAGCUCCUUUGAGCUUAUCUGUAUGAUUCUUGAAUCUACAAUAAUUUGUCGCCCUGAAGUUCCCAUUAUACUUGGACUGAUCCAUUCCAGUGACAAUAAACGGGAUAUUCUCGUAAAUAUGUCAUGUGUUCGAACAAGGAGCAAUAGAAACCUUGUGUUUUAAUAACAGGCAUACUUUUAAUAUAUGAAGCUGUGGAUUUAUCAAAAGGUAUAUUGGACACAUUGGAACCAUAUUUCCCACAUUGCUUUGCCAGAAUGAAAACAUUUGAUUCAGUUUUACUUUGACACCAGUUGACAGUUUGGACGUUUCUUGCUUUUUAUACAAGUGGAAUAUCUGUACAACUCCCUCUUUCUUGAACGUAAAAAAUCAACAUUGUAUGAAAAUGGAGAAUCAUAUGUGAAAAAUCUUCAUUAAAGAAAGGAUUCUGGCAUUUUUGGUUUUAUAUUUUUGAUCCCAUGGAUUUCUCUCUGUCCCUCAGAGGUGGGGAAAUAAAACUGCCUUGUAUUUGUUUA
This is a messenger RNA of Rana temporaria (common frog), 2326 nucleotides long. RefSeq names its product RB binding protein 5, histone lysine methyltransferase complex subunit (gene RBBP5). The coding region runs from base 209 to 1825 and encodes 538 amino acids. The record is from RefSeq and is a predicted model, not a curated record. The transcript has 14 exons. Gene Ontology annotation, molecular function: protein binding. Lineage: Eukaryota; Metazoa; Chordata; Amphibia; Anura; Ranidae. Gene Ontology annotation, cellular component: Set1C/COMPASS complex.